Actinia tenebrosa (Australian red waratah sea anemone) is the source of this 1392-nucleotide messenger RNA. Its product is annotated as synaptosomal-associated protein 47. Lineage: Eukaryota; Metazoa; Cnidaria; Anthozoa; Actiniaria; Actiniidae. The record is from RefSeq and is a predicted model, not a curated record. Gene Ontology annotation, molecular function: SNAP receptor activity; syntaxin binding. Gene Ontology annotation, cellular component: SNARE complex; plasma membrane. Gene Ontology annotation, biological process: synaptic vesicle priming; exocytosis; synaptic vesicle fusion to presynaptic active zone membrane.
UAACAACAUCAAGAUGGCGAUAAGUGUUUGAUGUGCUUUAAUAUUUUACCAAAAAAUCUCUCGUUAAACCCUUUCCAUAAUGGCUAGCAUUGGCAAAUGGAAGGCUUCAUACUACUGCGACUCAAAACGAAGUUGGAUACCCGGAAUUUUUCAAGUUUGUCCUCAAUUUAUUCGUUUUACUGAAGAGAUUCCUAAAAGUACUAAUGACAUCAUCGACCUCACGAUUAAUUUUGAUGAAUUCGUAGAAUUAAAGAAAGAAACUACAGCAAUAUUUUAUACUGCUUUGACUAUACGAUGUACUAAUAACAAAUACUGGUUCGCAUCUUUUCCAAGCUGCUCACACGUGUAUAAUAUCCUGGAACAUUUUUGGAGAGAACGUUUAUUAUCAGGCAACGACUCCUCUGCACAACAAGGAUCUGGUGGACAAAAGCUUUUAGAAAUCCUCCAUGAUUCUGCUAAUUGUCUGUCUUCCACUUCAAAAACCCUCGAAACUCAAGGGCAACAGAUAGAUAAUGCCUGUAGGACUAUGAACAAGUUGCAUAAUGAUUUACGAGUCGCAGAAACCAUUAUAAGUAGCAUGGAUUCAUGGUUGAAUCAAUGGGAUCUUCAUGUCCCAGAAGUUGUUAUCAAUGUCCCAAAACAAGGUAGUGAAAUGGAGAAAAUGGAACUGCCUGUAUUGUAUGCUGCUAGUGAAAAAGAAAAACACAUCUCAGGCUCCUUGGUGCUUAGCAGUAAGGUGUUAGAGAUAUUGGACAUCCAGAGGAAUCCAGUGUAUAGUUUCACGGCCAGAGAGGUUUCUGAAGUAAGAGUCCACACACCAUUUGAAAUGACAUUGAUCAAGAGUGAAAUAGGAAAACCAGAAGUCUGCGUACAUUUGAUCUCGGCAAAACUUAUCAAGGUUAUGCCUCAUAUUAAUGUUAUGCUUGGGCCGAAGUUGAAUUUUGAUGAGCCUCCAGAUAGUGUUGCCAUGACAACUGCUAGCUCGCAUAAUGAUACUGAUGAGUUGUUAGCAAAUUUAAAGCUAGAUGAAAUAGAAAAGCAAAAGAAAAUGCAGAAAGCAUCAUCUGCAAUGGGAAACAGAGGAGCUAAGACUGUGAGUGAGACAGAAGCAGCACAGAUGACAAAAAUUCUCCAGGACAUGAAGUCGAUGGCAGUUGGAAUACAAGACGAGCAGAACAGACAGUUGGGCAUGUUAGACUUACUGUCUGACUCAGUUGAUAAAGCUAAUGAAAGGAUCAGAAAAGAUGCAAGAACUAUCAAACGUUUGACUUAAAUUCCAUUGGGGGGAGGGAGGUGUUUAUUAGUUUUCAAACCAUAAUUUUCUCCAUAUUAGCUUUAUUUCUUUUAUGGUGGAGUGAUUUUAAUAGGCCUAUUAAAUGAUUUACAGUUUCA